This is a messenger RNA of Helobdella robusta, 2595 nucleotides long. RefSeq lists its product as hypothetical. Gene Ontology annotation, molecular function: aspartic-type endopeptidase activity. The transcript is spliced from 10 exons. NCBI's taxonomy places the organism in Eukaryota, Metazoa, Annelida, Clitellata, Rhynchobdellida, Glossiphoniidae. The record is from RefSeq and is a predicted model, not a curated record. Gene Ontology annotation, biological process: proteolysis. Bases 1 to 2595 code for a protein of 864 amino acids.
AUGAAACAUUUAAAAGCGCUAAAUAAAAUCAAAAAGUUCUCAAAAGCGCUAUCUAUAGUCAAACAAAGCCAAAAAAAAAAUUGUGAAGAGGCGAGUCCCGGCCAGAAGCAAGACUGCCUAGGCUGGCGGCGGCGGCUGUUGAUAUUCGAGCGAAGGAAAAAUUUCGCCGCGCGGCAAAAGUUCACAAUUGGCGCCCAACGUGGGGCCUCUUCUUCAAAAGUUUUAGGUGACAGGUAUAGCAGGAGUCAAGGUGACAGGUAUGGCAGUGACCGCAGUGAAAUUCCUAAUUCCAAAUUUUUAGGUGACAGGCACGACAGGAGCCGUAACGAAACCUUCCCAACUUUUUUAGGUGACAGGGCUGGUUCUACCGAAAAUAUUUUAGAUUUUAAGUAUCAGGUAGGUCAACAGUCGGUACCGGAGGCAGUUGUUUGUAAAACUUCUCCAGGAUUUUCAGGAAUAGGUGCAGAAUGGUUCAAGAGGAUGAAGAAGUCGAACACAGUCCUUCGUUUGACAACCACGGGGAAUCACUGCAUUACAAGUUUGAUGGCACUGAGUGUCUCAAAACUUUUUUUUAAGAAGUUCGAGAUAUGUGCUAUGUAUAACCAAUGGAGUAUGGACGACAUGGAAGCGUAUCUGUCAUGUUCGUUGACAGGUGAAGCUGCUGAAGUUCUUUGGGACUUAGCGGGACUAGGUUAUCAAGAAUUAGUAACAAAGUUAGAAAACCGCUAUGGAACGAGUGGUCACGAAGAGUCGUAUAGAUAUGAGUUGCAGACUCUUCGACGCAAACCAGGUGAGUCGCUUCGUGAAUUAUCACAAACGGUAAAAAAGUUAAUGUCGUUAGCUUACCCGGGCGAACAGUCAAAGUUGGCGGUACAUUUAACAACAGAUUUUUUUUUAUUUGCUCUUUAUGACGCUGAUUUAGAACUGAAAGUUAGAGAAAGGGAACCAAAAAAUAUUGAUGAGUCGUUAGGAAUUGCACAGCGCCUUGAAGUUUCAAAAAACUUAGUUAAUUCAUCCUACAGGUUUACCCCACAGGUUAGGAACAUGCAGGAUACAACAGAAAACAGGAUGAAGGCAGUGGAGCGGCAAUUAAACGCGCUUCAUCAAUCGGUUGACGUCAUUCAAGACCAUAAGGUACAAAAAAGAUUGGGUUUGUUGGAUAGCGGAAGCAGCGUAUCUAUCAUCCCGUCCUCAAUGGUUGACGUCGCGAGGGUCACACCUACCAAAAGAUCGCUGAAGGCCGCUAACAAUACAGAGAUUCCAAUGAAGGGGAAAAUGAAACUAUGGAUAAAGGUUGGUGGAUUUUCUAAGCUUGCUUCGGUUUUGGUAUCGGACCACGUGUCAGAAAUUAUCUUGGGUUUAGACUGGCUAGUAAAUAAUAAAGUCUCAUGGAAGUAUGACGAAGCACAAAUUACCGUUGGUAACAAAAAUAGAGUAGUGAAGUUGGUCAUUAAAAGAUUGUCAGAGAGGCAAUUGUGCCGAAUCUAUUCCAGUGUGGAAGUGCAAAUUCCGGCACGAGCUGAAAUAGAUGUACCAACAAAAUUGGUGGUACGCCAGCCAUCCAAAUUAACAUUGACAGAUUGUGUAUGGUCUGAGGCAAGGCAAGAUAUAUUUAGUGAUACAGGUACAGAAAUUGGAGUUGCAAAAGGGGUUUAUCAUAAGAUCAACACAGAGCAGGCCCGGCCAAUAAAGCAACAACUCAGACUGCUCAACCGGUCAUUAGUAGCUCAUCAAUUGGCGCGGGAAAGGCUAAAGACAGGGACACUUUAUAGGAAGUCAUUGUAUGAUGCUAAGGUCAAAGUCCUGACUCUACGACCGGGAGACAAGGUGUGGUACCUGUACCCAAGAUCAUGGCAAGGCAAAUCUCCAAAAUGGGUCAGCCCAUAUAUAGUGGAUCAUUUAAUUCCUCCAGUCAAUGCGGCGAUAAAAAAAACGUCAGAGCUAAACCGCAGGAUGAAACAGUACAGCAAAUGUGGGAGAAGGAUGUUGACACGCAACCACAAGAGACAUUUCGACAGGUGCUCUGGAGCGGGAAACAGCGCAUCAGAUAGCCAGCUUGUGUCACUAGGACGGGCGAUCCCGUAUUUAGGAAACAGUACACCGGAGAAAGCGGUCAACGCUUUGAAAUUAUCUUUCCCGGGUAUUCCGUCAACAUUGACCCUGAGCUUCUCACUUGAAAAUUGUGCUGAGGAACCGACACAACGAAAAAGAUGGGCAAGCGAAGCUAGGCGGUGGGCGAACCAGUUCAUAGCUUUCGAAAUGCCCGAUGAAGCCCACCAAGAAACAUCACUGGGGUCAGUGCCCAUGUCGAGUCACGUAGAAGUAGCGGGCGAAAGCUUGGUCGACACACCAUGCUCAACUGCCAGACCGUCGCUGGUGGACUGGAUACUGGAAGGCCAGGUUUACGAGGGCGAGACGUCCUUCCCUGUAGACCAGGUUUUGACGAUAAGCACUCCAGCGUGGGCAAAGGAAGACAGCGACAUACUCCCAGCAUCAAGCCCAGCUGUACCGAAUAAGAAGGGAAGAAAGAGGCCGUCCAGAUGGGGCCCGGAAUUGAUGGCGAUCAACGUCUCCAGUUUCGACGAGGAGCUUUGA